AUGUCUCUUUUAUUUCUUCUAAUAGCAUUGUGGCACUUGUUCGUUCCAACAUCAGUUUGGGGUUUUACUCCAUCCUUAAGGGACGUAUACAGUGCCUUCUUAACCACUCCAUAUAAUAUAAUAUUUACGAAUUCACAAAGAACGGGUGAAGUCGAUAGCUCACUUUAUGAUGAUAAGGAAGGAUUUGAAAAGUUAGUUUCAAGUGCCGAAAAGGAAGAAGGGACUGUAACUUUUGCGCAACCAAAAUCGGAAGAAGAAAUGAAAGGGCAAUCGGCUGAAACAGGGAAUGUAUUAGUUGACAGGGACACGAUAUAUCAAGAGAAAGAAACUUUGAUGAAAGAUGCAAAUACUAAUGAAAAAGAGACUACGAUGAAAGAUGCAAAUACUGGUGAAAAAGAAACUACGAUGAAGGAUGCAAAUACUGUUGAAAAAGAAACUACGAUGAAAGAUGCAAAUACUGUUGAAAAAGAAACUACGAUGAAGGAAUCAGAUAGUGGGGAAGAAAAACUCAUGAAAAAGAAAACAGAAGAAAAAGAACCGGAGGGAACUCUUCGUAAUGUAAGAAAGGCCCUGGAAAAAAAAAAGCAUAAUUUUUUCUCGAAAAUGUAUUCAAAUCAUGGUGGAAGAAAAAAAAUGAAAAAGGAAAAAUCAAAUGAUAUUACAAAAAAGAAAGAUAUUAAUAAAUUGCCUACGACCUUUUUAUUACCGGGUGUUGGAGGAAGUACAUUAAUUAUACAAUAUGAAAAUGCAUUAAUUCCUAGUUGUAGUAAUGAUGUACUAAAUUCCAAACCUUUUAGAAUGUGGGUUAGUUUGCCAAGACUAUUUUCAUUAACAUCAAAUGUGUAUUGCUUAUUUGACACCUUAAGAUUAACUUACAAUAGUGAGAAAAAAAUAUACCAGAAUCAAACAGGAGUCAAAGUUACUGUAGAAAAUUAUGGAUAUCUCAAGGGUGUUGAAUAUUUAGAUUAUAUUAACAAUGUAGGUAUAGGAGUAACAGGAUACUACAAUGAUGUAUCAUCACAUUUUGUAAGUAAUGGGUAUGUUGAUGGGGAAAGUAUUAUUGGUGCACCUUAUGACUGGCGAUACCCUUUAUAUCAACAAGAUUAUAAACUUUUUAAGGAAAGUAUAGAAACAGCAUAUGAAAAAAGAAACGGAAUGAAAGUAAACUUAAUGGGCCAUAGUUUAGGAGGCUUAUUUAUAAAUUAUUUCCUAACCCAUUUAGUUGAUAAAGAAUGGAAAACAAAAUAUUUAAACGCUAUAUUGUAUAUGAGCUCCCCAUUUAAAGGUACUGUUAAAACUAUUAGAGCUUUACUUCAUGGAAAUAGGGAUUCUGUAUCUUUUAAAAUAACCAGUCUUAUUAGAAUUUCCAUAUCAGAUACUAUGAUGAAAGCUAUUGGAAAUUCCAUGGGUUCAUUAUUUGAUCUCAUUCCAUAUAAGGAAUAUUAUGAACAUGACCAGGUAGUAAUUUUAAUUAAUACAGAUACCACUCCGAUUGAUGAAAAUUAUAUGCAACAAGUGGUUAUGAGUUGUGGAAUAUAUAAUAGAGAAUGCUAUCUAAAUAGAUCCGACGUGAAGUUAAAGGUGUACACCUUAUCAGAUUGGCAUGAAUUAUUAAACGAUGACUUGAUGGAAAAAUAUAAUAAUCAUAAGCCACACAGAGAAAUAGAUUUUUCUGUGGAUCAUGGUGUGCCUAUAUAUUGUGUAUAUAGUUCACUUAAUAAAAAGAAUACAGACUAUAUGUUGUUUUUUCAAAAAGAAGAUUUAAAAGAACCAAUUAUUUAUCAUGGGAAUGGAGACGGUACAGUUCCUCUCGAAAGUUUAGCAGCCUGUAGCAAUUUUUACAACGCAAAAGAAAUAAAGUACUUUGAAAAUUAUACUCACAUUGGAAUAUUGCAUAAUGCAGAGGUUGUUAAGUAUGUGUAUAAUGUGUUACAACUGCCUGAAGACAAUGAGAAGUUAUCUAUUGAAACUUCCGAGUUUAUAGCAGCAGAAUGA
Messenger RNA from Plasmodium gonderi, 1995 nucleotides. RefSeq names its product phosphatidylcholine-sterol acyltransferase precursor. Lineage: Eukaryota; Apicomplexa; Aconoidasida; Haemosporida; Plasmodiidae. Gene Ontology annotation, biological process: lipid metabolic process. The record is from RefSeq and is a predicted model, not a curated record. The transcript has a single exon. Bases 1 to 1995 code for a protein of 664 amino acids.